Messenger RNA from Fonsecaea nubica, 1368 nucleotides. RefSeq lists its product as hypothetical. The record is from RefSeq and is a predicted model, not a curated record. Bases 1 to 1368 code for a protein of 455 amino acids. The transcript has a single exon. Lineage: Eukaryota; Fungi; Ascomycota; Eurotiomycetes; Chaetothyriales; Herpotrichiellaceae.
AUGUCAAGCACAUUAAAUACCUCCCAGGCUAUCUUACACGGGUUUCUCAACCAAACGCACACGUCAGACCUCCAUGCCGACUGGAUCAAUCAACCAACCCCGUGGCCUUGGGUGCUAGCAAGCGUUACACUCUCUAUCGUACUAGGAUUUCUGGGAGUUCAAGCGUCAUACAAGUCGUGGGAGCCAAAGGUGCGACGAUUCAGCGAUAGUCACAUCGCGAUUCCUCUUUACCCGCCCGCAGAUCCGAAAGGUUAUCAGCCACUACACCAGCGAGGUCUAAGCUCCAGCAGUAGCACCACUAUCUCGUUGUUGGAUGAGCGCAACAAGUAUGGCGGUCUCGGUCGCUGCGCCUUGAUCACUAGCAUCAUCGGGUUAGGGUGGUCGACUAUACGUGCGGGAGCCUUGCUCGCGGUUCUGGUUCAGAUCACAAUGGGGGAGAAGGGCCAUACCUACCCGGGCAUCAUCAGCAUUGUGAUCAUGUUCACAUCCGUGCAAACAUACUUGGGCACCCGCGCCAUGCCCCGGAUCCUGUACCUACUGAUUCUCGUGGAUCUCUGCGCUAUCUUUGCCAGCCUCAUCCUUGGACUGCUUUUGUUCCUCCACGACAGAGACACGGCCUACCAAGAAUUUGCCAUCUCCGGCGGAAAGUGCCCAUGUAUGCUGGGUUACAAAACAGGUCACAAUAUGAAGUCGUGUUCCGCGUUUGCACAGUCUCUACCUACUGUCGUCGGCUGCAACUCGAAAUACCUGUGGUUGAACAACACCAUUCCUGGGUCAGACGGGACGGAGCCAAUGCCGUAUCCGAAGUCAUGUUUGCUCUUCAGCGACUCGGCAGACGGUGAGGACGUCGACCCGAACAUGAUGACCUAUAUGGUCCUCGCAGAGAUUGUUGUUGGCGGCGUCGGCCUACUUUACGGUCUCAUUGUGCUCCUUUUCUCGUCGCGCUGGAUCCCAGAAGUUCUCAGACACCCAUCCCAGCUCCUACAGGCCUUAGCGAUGAACCGUCCAGCGAGCCGCAAACCCGACCUGAGGUACGAGAGCAUUACCGGCGUCGACGUGGCCAGAAGCCACAAAAUGCCUGGUCGGGCAAUCGGCAUGACGGUCCUGGCAUUCAUCGCGCUGCUCAUAUUCGCGGCCGUGACUAUCGUGGUCCAUGUCCUCGACGAGACCCGGCCCAUCAGGAUGUUCUACAUGGAUUCCUCUGGCCCGCUGGCCAACACACUGGGCGAUGGGACCGCCACCGCCGACGGAGGGGCAAGUUGGAGCGACUGCUUCGUCGUGGACACGCCCGUCUCGGCAGACGGGGGAUUUCACGCGUGGUGGGCCGUGAAGCAGAGUCGGAUAUUGCGGACACUUGCUCUGGCUUGA